GGUCCCGGAUGUCAACCCCUGUCAUCGAGCCAGUCGACGAACGCUUGGACAAAGCCACACUCACGCCCCUCGGGCUUCCUCCUCGGUCUGCUCCCGUACAACGGUGCCCGCUUGCGGCAAGCCUCCGCAGACCGCCGUGACCAAACCUCCGUCGUCAUGCACCGACGCCUUGUGGACGAUUCAUGGAACGGUAGGCGAGACUGAUAGUCUUGCCACUUAGCCGAAGAGAUAUACCACGGAUUGCCAUGACGGUCCCCAGAUGGAUAUCUCUGGGGAUGGGUCUCCGUUACCUCCUUGACGAAACGACCUCUUUUGAGACGCUGUCGGUCGUGACACGGCACCAUGCGAGCACCGACGGCGAGUCGCGCAUGAUUCGGACCUUGUUGAUCCUGUCAUUGACGUUCGCCUCUAUCAGUGUCAUGUCGACACUGUUUGCCCUGUACUGGUUGAUAUUGCUGCUGAUCAAGGGCGAUUUCGUCAAGUCAACGGUCCUCCUGGUAUAUGCAAUAGUCAGCUUUGCCAGGGGCAACGUCCGCCCCUCCUCGGCCUUCUGUCAGGUCAGCGGUUUUGCCCUCGCUGUCGGCAUCGAGGCCUCGGACGUUGCUGUCUUGCUCAUCGCCCUGCAUUCCGCCAUGUACAUUCUUCGGCCGAGGUCGGGACUGUACCCAUAUCGUCACUUCGCUUAUCUCGCCUUCUACCUAUUCCCUAUCGUUGCUGCCUGCUUGACCUUCAUCGCCGGUAACGGGUAUGGGGACAUGGGCCCCUAUUGCUACCUUCGGACGGAUCGGCGCUGGGCCCGGCUGGCACUCAGUUGGGUGCCGCGAUACGCCAUCUGUGCCGCCAUUGUCCUCAUCUAUCUCUUCAUCUACUUCUAUAUUCGAAGGAGGAUGGGGGAUUUUGGGAGGAGGCACUCCGAGGCCACCCAGCCGCGGUUCCCGAGCGAGUCGGCCGGAGCAAUCUCGAUGCCGCGUCUCCGCUACAACGGGCUUCUCCCCUCCUCGUCGUGUUCCCGGCCCACCUCGACAACUGACACCAUCUCGGCAGUCAAAGACCAGCUCCGGCCCCCAUCAUCUAUUGGCCCCGCGCGGUCCGUGAGUGCCAGAACGAGUGCGGAGGCCCCCCGUAGAGGGCCCGUCAAGUGGAACUGGACUGUGUUUGCCCAUGAUCAACUUCCCGAAAGUAGUCGGCCCUCAGCAGACGACACGUACGAUCCAACCUCGCCGAACUCGCCGGGCCAUUUAUUGAUCCCGCCCUCGCCGGCAUACAGCCAUCGCCGCAACACCAUCCCAAGCGACCACGUCUUAUCGGGUUCGUACCCCGGCGGCAGCAGCAGCAGCAGCAACAACAACAACAACAACAGUAACAGCAACAGCCGCCGCGUAUCUCUCCCACCCUCCCUACCACAGCAUACCGACGAUGCCCGAGCCGAAGUGGAUGUCGACACCUCAGAUUCAUCUCCGAUGCUUCCAGUUCCGGCAGCGUCGCUGCCGCCGCCGUCGUCAUCCCGCUUCACGGCAUCCAUCACCCCGGCCGACCCGGACCCGGGCCCAGCCCCGGACCCGGAUCCGAUCCCAUCGAAACAGCUCAACAACAAGAGGACCCUCCGCCAGCUCCGGGCCCUCUUCGUCUACCCGCUGGCCUACAUCGUCGUCUGGCUCUUCCCCUUCGUGUCGCACGUCAUGGGCUACGACGACGACUCGACCCGCUACCGGGGGCAGGGGACGCCGCACUGGCUGUUCGUCGUCAGCACCAUCAGCCUCGGCGUGCAGGGCGCCGUGGACUGCACGCUCUUCCUCCUGCGGGAGACGCCGUGGCGGCACGUGUCGGCCGGGGCCAAAGGGGGCUUCUGGGCCGCGCUGGGCCGGAGGUGGAGCUGGAAUCUCCGGAGGGCCACGUGGUGGUGCGGGCGCGGGUGGGGCUGGAAAGGGUCCUCUGCCGACGGGGUCGGCAGGACGCGGGAGGAGAUGCUGGUGGACGGGCGGCUGGCGAGGGAGAGGAGGGAGGAGGAGGUGGCGGUUGAGCGGGAGAGGAGGAGGGGAGCCGCCAUGGGCCUGGAGGGGCCGGGCGGCGGGGUUGGGAGGGGGAGGAGGAGGAGGAGGAGGGAGUGGUGGGAUGUGUAUGCCGAGAGGGAUGGCAUCCUCGAUGGUAAUGACGGUUUGGAUGAUACUGAUGACGGAGAGGGGCAGGUCGAGGUUCCGCAGGAGAUUGGGUAAUGCGAUGAUGCUUAAAGGGAGCACGCGGUUUCUUUUUUGAUCGUGAUUUACUACUGCGUCUUAAAAAGGAGGGGAUUGGUUGCGUCAUACCCGGGUUUCGCAUAGACGGGCGUUUACGGGCUGUAUUGGAGAUACCUUCUGCGGGUUUUGGAUUCUUGGGCCACACACACUACCAUCUCGGCAUCU
Molecule: messenger RNA, 2399 nt
Organism: Thermothelomyces thermophilus ATCC 42464
Lineage: Eukaryota; Fungi; Ascomycota; Sordariomycetes; Sordariales; Chaetomiaceae
Exons: 2
Coding region: 246-2213 (655 amino acids)
Biological process (GO): adenylate cyclase-activating G protein-coupled receptor signaling pathway
Cellular component (GO): plasma membrane
Molecular function (GO): G protein-coupled receptor activity
Source: RefSeq, a predicted model, not a curated record